AGCAAUAGCAAUUCAUCGAAUAUGAAGACACAACAGCUGGCACAUGUUUUUGGAACUCCGGUCAGCUCACAUGUGGCAUAUCUGGGUGAGAUGACACCAAAAAGAAUUUUACAUGACCCUGCUAGUGCUAGUGCUAGUGCUAGUGCUAGCCAAUACCAAAUUUCCUCUUCUUCGAUUGGAUCUCUGAAGUUAAAACAGAAUAAAGUAGAUAGAAUGAACAAACUUGGAGGAAAGCAAGACAAUCUUGCAAACGGCAUCCGAGAGCAAGUGAGAUUAGGGCCCAAGAUCACUGAAAUUGUGAAGGGGAAACUGAGUUUGGGGGCUAAAAUUAUUAGAGCAGGCGGUGUGGAUAAGAUUUUCAAGCACCACUUCAGCAGUAGAGAAGGAGAGAAGCUGCUAAAGGCUCCCCAAUGCUAUUUAUCAACAACAGCUGGUCCAAUAGCAGGCCUCCUCUUCAUCUCCACCGACAAGGUUGCCUUCUGCAGUGACAGAUCCAUGAAAUUGUCUUCUCCAACCGGCGAGUUUGUUAGAAUUCGUUACAAGGUCGUGAUCCCAGUAGUAAAAAUAAAGAGAGCCAAUGAAAGCCAAAAUAUGAAGAGACCGUCACAGAAGUACAUACAAAUAGUUACCGUGGACAAUUUUGAUUUCUGGUUCAUGGGAUUCCUGAAUUAUCGUGGAACUUUCAAAUAUCUUCAACAGGCACUCUCUCAGGCUCAAUACUUAUAACUCGAUCAGAAGUGAUUAAACAGAUGUAUUCCGCCUCCGCCCCUCCUGGUUCAUUAGAUGUGUGUAUGAAUUAGGAGAACAAAGUUGUACAAUCACAACAUUGUAAAAAAAUUGUUACUUAGGCUUUUGGUUCAACGGAAAACGAUUUUUAUCCAUCUCUUUAUUUCUUUUUAACACAUUUGGUGUGAGACUGAAACAUGGCUGUUUGUUUCCUACUCUUUUGUUCUAAGCAUUAAAAAGAGGUGGUGUGGUGUCAAGAAGCUAAAAUGCCACAUCAAAAUUUUUAAAUCACUCACACACACACUAGUUCAAAUUCAACAUGUGAAAAAUUGUGAUGCGCUGAUGGGGCAAUGAUGUUGAGAUUAUCUUUCCAACUGACUAUAAAAUUGAGCAUGGAAUUGGA
Molecule: messenger RNA, 1129 nt
Organism: Camellia sinensis
Lineage: Eukaryota; Viridiplantae; Streptophyta; Magnoliopsida; Ericales; Theaceae
Source: RefSeq, a predicted model, not a curated record